AUGCCCACAGAUGCUUGGGGAAGACCCUCGCUCUCGGUCGUCAUCUCGGCCGGUCAGCCCCGAGACAAAAACUCCAGAGUUCGCGAGGUCGCGGUCGUCGUGCACGGUCUCACGGAUUCAGAGAAAAGAGACGGAAUUCUCUUCGUCUACGAGGAUAUGAGACGCACAAAGGAACUCGCUAGGCUGCCCCUGCGAGAAUCCAUCGCUGAAGAGAAUCUCGGUUCGAUCAAAGUUCCGACGGGCCUCAAAUUUGAUCCAACCUGGUGGCGACCUGACAGCUUCCCGACGGGCAACAUCACCUAUUACAGCAAUAUUAGGGUUCUGAACAGAGUUGUCGUCGAAGGUUGCCUGAGAGUACAGCCGCGUUGGAUGGAAGAGCUCCUGCCGGAGAUUCGGAGGCUCGCGUUGUUCGACAUGGCCAUACCUUCCACCCACCAAUCCGGUGCUUACAAAAUAUUCAAAGGUCAAAAUAUCGUAAACCGCUACCGGGACUGCCAGGAAGAAGACGUUUUCACGCAAUUGCUCUACGGGAUCCGAGCUCUAGACUUACGGCCGGCAGCAACAAAAAACGCGAGUUCCGCAUACGAGGGAUUCGACUACUGGAUUUACCACCAUCGUUUCCCCACGAAAAAUAGCGUCAAGUCUAUUCUCGAGGAUGUCAGGAGUUUCUUGGACCUGUUCCCAAAUGAGGUCGUUUUCGUGGAUUUCCAUGAGUUCCCCUCGGGCUUCAAGAACUCUUCAUCCUUCAGGGGCCUGGAGAAACUUGUAGUUGAGGUUCUAGGUCAUCAUAUCUACACGAAGGACCGGACAUAUCCAGCGUUCGCUACGUUAGAAAAUGUCGUCCAAGGAGGGAAACGGGCGAUCGUGACCUUCGAACGGAACGAUGAUCUCAAGGAUCGAUACUACUCAGGAAUUCGACACAUCUGGGGCAACACGGACAAACUGGAUAAGCUCAAGCGGAUAAUCACGGAUCGUCAGAUCCAGUGGAAGCACCAGAGAUGGUUCUUCAACGCAAUGGCUCAGACAACGGCGCAGGGCGCGUGGUCCGUCAUAUCGGACAAGUAUCGUGGGGGCGUCCGAGGCAUUGCCCACCGAGACAACUUUGACAUCUCGACCUGGUUCAGACACGACAGGGACGCACGGACUUACUCGAACUUCAUCGCAGUAGACUACUUCCUGAGCACCGACAUCGUCGAUCUGUGUAAAGAUAUUAACUUAGAGAGAGCGCACACUUGA
This is a messenger RNA of Galendromus occidentalis (western predatory mite), 1236 nucleotides long. RefSeq lists its product as uncharacterized. Gene Ontology annotation, molecular function: phosphoric diester hydrolase activity. NCBI's taxonomy places the organism in Eukaryota, Metazoa, Arthropoda, Arachnida, Mesostigmata, Phytoseiidae. The transcript has 5 exons. The record is from RefSeq and is a predicted model, not a curated record. Bases 1 to 1236 code for a protein of 411 amino acids. Gene Ontology annotation, biological process: lipid metabolic process.